Chlamydomonas reinhardtii is the source of this 1476-nucleotide messenger RNA. RefSeq lists its product as uncharacterized. NCBI's taxonomy places the organism in Eukaryota, Viridiplantae, Chlorophyta, Chlorophyceae, Chlamydomonadales, Chlamydomonadaceae. The coding region runs from base 30 to 890 and encodes 286 amino acids. The transcript has 8 exons. Gene Ontology annotation, molecular function: RNA binding. The record is from RefSeq and is a predicted model, not a curated record.
CCAUUACUUCUCUUACUGUAAUAAACAUCAUGUCUUACCGUGACCGUGACCGUGAUCGUGGCGACCGGGGCUAUUCGGACCGGGACCGAGACCGGGGACGCGAUGAUAGACGCGGUGGCGACCGCGGAGGCGACCGCGGUGGUGGCGGUGGCGGUGACCGCGGAAGCCGGGCUGAGCGUGUUUCGCUUGUUGUGCGCAACCUUCCGCUGGACAUUCGGAUGGAGGACCUGCGUGCCAAGUUUGAGAAGUAUGGCGAGCUCAAGGACGUCUACAUUCCGCGUGACUACUACACCCAGCGCCCUCGUGGAUUCGGCUUCAUUGAGUUCAAGGAGACGCGCGACGCCGAGGACGCCAUGUACAACCUGGACCGCUCCGUGGUGAACGGGCGCGAGAUCUCGGUGACGUUCUCGCGUGAGGGCCGCAAAACCCCCCGCGACAUGAUGCGCAUCGAGUCCAAGACCAAGGGCGACGAGCGCCGCGACGACCGCCGCCGGAGCCGCAGCCGCUCGCCGCGCCGCAGCAGCCGGCGCAGCAGCCGGUCACCUCGACGCAGCCGCUCCCGGUCCCCCCGCCGCAGCCGCAGCCCGCGCGCUGACCGCGGCCGCGACCGGAGCCCCCGCGACCGCAGCCCCCGUGACCGCAGCCCCCGCGAUCGGAGUCCGCGCGACCGCAGCCCGCGGGAGCGGAGCCCGGUGCGUGUUGAGCGUGAGCGCAGCCCCGAGCGCGAGCGCAGCCCGGAGCGGGAGCGCGUCCGCGAGGACAGCCGCAGCCCGCCUCCCCGGGAGCGGAGCCCGCCGCCGCGUGACCGCAGCCCGCCCCCGCGGGAGCGGAGCCCGUCUCCUCGCAGGGACUCGCCCCCGCGCGAUGACUACGCUGGUGAUGACUUCUGAGGAGCAGCGCGUGCUGGCAGCGCUGUUGAAACAGGGCUUGGCGGGGAUCUGUGGGGUCGGAAUGACCCACAAUACAAACUUGUGUGUGUGCAUGAUUAUUCUGCGCGCAAGGUACGGCGAAGCGCCUCACUGUCUUCGGGCGGCCUGACAUUCGGAUGCAAUCGUCGUUCACAUUUACAAUACGGAAUGCAGCCGUGAGGCUGCUGAAUGGGCGCGCUGUAGGGUGGUGGCACAGGAGUUGACGGGCGCGAUUGAGGUGGGCGUUGACGUGAAGGUCGGCCCACUGGAUUGGGUGUUGACAGGCCAUGACGUGAUGAAGUGGCUGUCGGUGACUGCGCACAACAAAGCCUGCAAAGGGCAUCCCGGUUACCAACACUCAAUGCCGCUGGCACUAUUCGUCCAUGUACCGUGCGUUGGAUAGGACAUGGCUGGCGUCCGUGACCGGAAAGCUGCUUGCACUGGAGGCACUGCAGUGCUGCUGUCAAGUAGGUGACCCCCAUGACUUGGGUGCUUCGGAGAAAGGCGAGCACUGACACGAGGCCUGGCGGCUGGCGCGCAGCGCGGCACGGUGUAAUGACACGGAUUU